Messenger RNA from Melanaphis sacchari, 2344 nucleotides. RefSeq names its product kelch-like protein 2. The record is from RefSeq and is a predicted model, not a curated record. Gene Ontology annotation, molecular function: protein binding. NCBI's taxonomy places the organism in Eukaryota, Metazoa, Arthropoda, Insecta, Hemiptera, Aphididae. The coding region runs from base 515 to 2305 and encodes 596 amino acids. The transcript is spliced from 11 exons.
UCCCACCAGUGACACCAACCUGACCGCUACCCGUAAUGAAAGAAUUUGACCAUUAAAAUUAGACAGCGCCGUUGGUUUCAUUGUAUGCGACUUGCGUUCUUACUGUUCUCAGUGUUCUCAGUGUUCUCACUCUCAGUGUUCUUUAUUCUCUUCUCACUUCUCUCUGUGUACCUACAUUCGGCACGUUCAGUCUAGUCUACACUUUACAUUAUUCUUCCGAUUUUCUGUGUAAUAAUUAAUACUGUACUAUGCUGACUGCGUGAAGAGUGUAGUGUGUAAUAAUAUUAAUUAAUAUCAUAUACUAAAAUAAAUAAUAACUUUGAUCAUCAAUUAAAUAUACACCUUUAUAAUCAAUGCUUUAGUCUUCCGACUAGGUUUUCCAAUUACAACCUAAACCACAAAAUAACGUGUGAAUCGUGAAUGGUGUCCAAGUACCACCAAUUCGUCAGCCCUCAUAUUUCAUCACUCAUCAAAUCGUUGCACGGCCAAUCCAUUACAUAGUUUAAUAGGUAAAAUGUCCGUAAAAGAAAUGGAUUCUUUACAAAAAGAAUUUCAGAUGUCAAAUAGAUGUGAACCUACAAAAUAUAAAAAUAGUUUUCACACAUAUGAAAUGUUUGAAGUCCUUCAAUCUUUACGCAAAAAUGAAGAGUUUUGUGAUGUUAAAUUACAAACAGACGAUGGUACUAUAAUAUUUGGUCAUAAAAAUAUAUUGGUAUCAGCUACCUAUUAUUUCAAAGCUAUGUUUUCUAAUUUUGUUGAAAGUAAUAACUAUCUUGUUAAUAUAAAAGAGUUAAAUUCCACAAUUUUACAACUGUUGAUAGAUUAUAUUUAUACUAGUGAAAUUAUGAUCACUGAAGAAAAUGUACAGGUUUUAUUACCAGCUGCAAAUCUUUUACAGUUAAACUAUGUAACAGACGCAUGUGUAGAUUUUUUAAAACAUCAACUGGAUUCUUCAAAUGCUCUUGGUAUUAGUAGAUUUGCUGACUUACAUAAUUGUAGCGAAUUGUUGUCAAAGUCUCAAGCAUAUAUUAAAAAACAAUUUAUAGAAAUAACUAAAUGUGAUGAAUUUCUAUCUUUAUCUUCUGAAGAAUUGAUUAAUUUGAUUUCCUGUAAUGAUCUUUUCGUUCCAUCAGAAGAAAAAGUGUUUAAAUCUGUUCUUAAUUGGGUAAAACAUGAAUUGGAUUGUAGAAAAGAUUUUUUGCCCAAUCUGAUGAAACAUGUACGCUUGCCAUUAGUUUCAAAACAGUAUUUAUUAGAAAAAGUAGUUAAUGAACCUCUUCUUAAAAAUAGUCUUGAAUGUAAUGGAUAUGUAUUUGAAGCAUUAGAGUUUUUUGUCCUGAAGUCAGUACAUCCUUUCACCAUUCCACAGAUGAUUAGAAGUACACCUAGACAAUCUGGUAGUUUACAGAAAGUAGUUCUAGUGUUGAGUUGGUCACCAACAGCAAAAAAGAGUUAUGCUAACUGGUAUGACCCAUUUACCAAACUAUGGCAGAUUGCACCAAGAACGAUUAAAAGCCGCGAAACAGCUGGUCUAGUAGUUAUAAAAAAUAAAUUUGUGGUAAUUAUGGGAGGUAACUCAGAUUCUCAAACUGUUGAAAUGCUUGAUUUAUCUUCACAAUCACCCUGUUGGGUACAGAUGGUAGACAUGAUAGUUAAAAGAAAAGAUUUAGGAGUUGGUAUAUUAGACAAUUGUAUUUAUGUUGUUGGCGGAUAUGAUGGCACUAAGUAUUUAAAUAAUGCAGAAGUUUUUGAUGUCAAUAAUCAAAAAUGGCAAAUUGUAUCUAAUAUGUUAAGCAAGAGAAAUAGUUUUGGUGUUGGAGUACUCAAUAACCUCUUAUAUUCAGUAGGAGGUUAUGAUGGUUCAUCAUAUUUGAAAACUGUGGAAUGCUAUGAUCCCAGUCUUAACACGUGGGCAAUAGUUGCAGAAAUGUCUAUACGUCGCGCGGGUGUUGGUAUUGGAGUCUUGAAUGGUGCAAUGUAUGCUAUUGGUGGUAUUAAUGAAUCAAGUGUUCUUAACAGUUGUGAGAUCUAUCAACCAAUUACUGGACUUUGGACUCCAAUUACAAAUAUGCAUUUGGCUCGAUAUAAUCCUGGAGUAUUUAUAUUGAAUGGCUUGUUAUAUGUAAUGGGUGGAAACAACCGCUCCGUUAUUUUAGAUUCUAUAGAAAUUUAUAAUCCAAUUACUAAUACUUGGUCAAUGGAAACCUUCUCAACAAAUGGUAAUCAAAUUUAUGGUGCAAUUGUUGUCGAUAGUCCACCACAUUUCGGAACUUUAUGUACAGAACAUAAACAAUGUAUUUUUUAGUUGUUAAGAUAAUACAUACUAUAUUCAAUAUUGUUAUAC